This is a messenger RNA of Cydia splendana, 1562 nucleotides long. RefSeq lists its product as uncharacterized. The coding region runs from base 636 to 1538 and encodes 300 amino acids. The record is from RefSeq and is a predicted model, not a curated record. NCBI's taxonomy places the organism in Eukaryota, Metazoa, Arthropoda, Insecta, Lepidoptera, Tortricidae. The transcript has 9 exons.
GUGCAUAGUAGGUUCUGCCAUCUUGUGGGCUACAUCGGAAGCAUAAACGACACAUUUACGCCUCGUGCCAAAAAUCUGACGGCUCCUAUGCUGCCCCCUAUAGUUCAUGCACGGGGCCUAUCCCCCAGACAACGGCCGCCAAGCAACAGUUGAAUCGAUGACAGUACCUAAUUACUCAGUACUCGGGUGGAUCGCUCUGUCGCCAGUUAUCAAUUAUGGCUGACACCACCAAGCAAUCGGUCUAUUUCGGACAUCCUUUCCGGUUUUGGAAGCAAAGGCGAAGGCUUGAAGCAGAGCCCACAAUCGACGUGGAGGACAUAAAGACACUGGGUGACAUCGUCGAUUAUGAUAAAGUUCAUUUGCAGAAAGCGAUAAUAAACAGGACAAGCGAAAAAGUACAAGCUCUAUUAGACACAGAAGAUAUUAACCUCUGACACAGACAACACAAACUCAAGCAUCUUCUAGAAGAAGAAGAAGAUACACUAAGAAGAGAACUGGAAGCAAAACAGGCCCAGCAAGAAUGUGGGUAUUGUAAGGAGAGGCUAAGUAAACUGAAGAGCUAUGAGGAAGAGAUUGAAAGAGAGAAGAUAAGAGAAUGCUUGAAGGCUUUGGAGAGGGAGAAAAUUGCCAAAGGAAUGCAGAGCACGAGAGCCGACGAAUAUCAUCUCAGAGCGCUACAGAAGUCGCAAAUGGAGGAGAAACUACACAUGGAGAUGGAACAAGCUAACAUUGAUAGAAUGUGGCAUGAGGUGUUAUUAGAUGACGUCAGAAGAAAGGAACAGUAUGAAAAGUACCAAGAGUACAGAAGGCAACAAGAGAUGCGCGAACGCCGGCUAGCCUACGACGAGCAGAUCGCCAGCGCCAGCAGAAAGAGACGGGAGAUGCUGAGCGAGGAGAGGGAGCGAGAAAACAGGAGACUCGAACGAAUGAGAAAGAAGAUGGAACAGGACCAUUACGAAGCUUUAAAACGCAAGAAAGAACAACAGAUGACAAAUAGAAUUAACUUCAUAGAGGGCCAUGAAAUGAAGUUACAGGGGCUCGCUUCAGAGAAGUCUCGGGCGAGGCAAAUGGACGAUAAUACUAUAAGGAGGGCUCUGCAGGAAAUCGAGCGGGAGACAAGGAGAAAGAGGGAUCAGAUGACGCAACUACAAAUAGAAAAGCAACAUUUCAUAGCCAACCACAACCGCGAGAGGAGGAUGGCGCAAGCAUUGGAGCAGGACAGGGAUAACGUCGUCGACCAAUGGAUGAGAGAGAAAGGGAAUAACACAGAUGAGGGAAUGAGACAAGCGGAAGAAGAAAAACGGGCGCAGAAACAGAAACUUGCUGAAGAAUACAGGGCACACAUAGCAGAGAGGAAAAACAAGUUGGAAAGAGAACGACAAGAGAGGGACAACAAAAUGCAAGCCGUGAGGAACGAGGCAGUGAGAGAUCUACAGAAGAAAUUGGAUAGUGCCAACCAGGAGCUGAAACGGCAGCUAGAAUAUCGACAAAACCUAACCACACAAAUAAGAGAUGCACAGAAAGUUAAGGCACGUUGAUAUUGUUUUAUUUAACAGAUGAUU